Messenger RNA from Hydractinia symbiolongicarpus, 838 nucleotides. RefSeq names its product peripheral myelin protein 22-like. The coding region runs from base 24 to 584 and encodes 186 amino acids. The transcript has 3 exons. Lineage: Eukaryota; Metazoa; Cnidaria; Hydrozoa; Anthoathecata; Hydractiniidae. The record is from RefSeq and is a predicted model, not a curated record. Gene Ontology annotation, cellular component: membrane.
UUUCACAAUUAAUAUGACCGAAGAUGGAGUUUACUGAGAGUCGAGUUGUAACAUUUAUUCGAGCACUUCAUUGGUCAAGAUUACGAAUCGUACUCGCCUUUCUUUUGUUCUCUUUGUUCGUUCUUCAAGUCACGUGUACUGCUUCAAAUGUCUGGUUGAAACAACAUGAUGUGCACACUCAAGGAAUAUGGAAAGUUUGUACGCAAACAAAAUAUGGCAUGAAAUGUAGUGAUUAUGUCGUAGUGCCUGGUUAUUUUACUCCCAUUCGUGUAUUGAUGAUAAUUUCAAUAUUUAUGAAUGUGUUUACGUGGGCAUAUUUCGUGUAUAUGCUAAGACACAAAGACAAUCCAGCGUUUAUAAUCACAAUUCUGCAGGCUACUACAGGUGCUUUAAUAAUUUGUGGGCUUGGAUUAUUUGCUGACAAAAAUAUCAAAGUAGUUUCCUCUUCCGAUAUGUCGUUUGGAUGGAGUUAUAUAGUUGGAUGGUGUACAGUGUAUAUUAUCGGCAUUGUGGCGAUCCUUGCGUUGUUUGAUGGUCGAAAGAAAAAGUCCCCGUCCUCAAGCCGAACCUCAUCCUUCCAAUAAAUGUAAAACAAACUCGGACAGAGUUGGUACAUGUUUAUAAAUGAAAUUUUACUAGCAGAAGAUUUUUAAUACUUUUAAAUGUGAUGGAACACUAGAUGCACGCUAUGACAGACGACACAAUGAGGUUGGAUGUUAGAUAAUUUGUACAUAAAAUAUUAUAUGACAGAACAAAUUCGAUAUUUUGUGUAGUUUCGUAAACGUAAUAUAUUAUGCAUAUAUAAGUAAACAAAGACGUCCUGAGGGAUGUAAUAAAA